Molecule: messenger RNA, 714 nt
Organism: Plasmodium gonderi
Lineage: Eukaryota; Apicomplexa; Aconoidasida; Haemosporida; Plasmodiidae
Product: ribose 5-phosphate epimerase
Exons: 5
Coding region: 1-714 (237 amino acids)
Biological process (GO): pentose-phosphate shunt, non-oxidative branch
Molecular function (GO): ribose-5-phosphate isomerase activity
Source: RefSeq, a predicted model, not a curated record
AUGGACGACCUGAAAAAAAGAGUGGCUUACAAAGCAGUUGAUGACUACGUCCAGUCUAACAUGACCAUAGGACUUGGAACGGGUUCUACCGUUUUCUAUGUUCUCGAGAGAAUCGAAAAAUUAAUGAGAAAUGGAAAGAUAAAGGACGUGGUAUGUAUUCCCACGAGCAUCGACACGGAGAUAAAGGCGAGAAAUUUAGGCAUUCCAUUAACGACUCUGAAAAAGAAUUCCCAUAUCGAUAUAGCCAUCGAUGGGGCGGAUGAAAUUGACCUGAAUUUAAAUUUAGUCAAGGGACGAGGUGGGGCCUUAGUUCGUGAAAAGUUGGUUGCCGCUAGUGCAUCCGUGUUCAUAAUUAUAGUUGACGAAUCCAAACUGUGUGCGAAUGGGUUGGGCACAACUGGAGCUGUGCCAAUUGAAAUACUCUCCUUUGGACAUGAGAAAAUUAUCCAGAAUUUGCUAAAAAUUUCUGCCCUUGAAAAAUGCAGAUAUAAAUUAAGGGAAAAAAAUGGGGAAGUGUUCAUAACUGAUAAUAAAAAUUACAUUGUAGAUUUUUAUUUUUCGAAUCCUAUAGAGAAUUUGUUGGAAACGUGCAGGAAUAUAAAGAUGACUACAGGUGUUGUAGAUCACGGAAUUUUUCUUGACAUGACGAACGUGGCAUUGAUAAGUAAACACGAUGGAACAGUCUUAAAGUUGAAUAAAAAUGAAGCAAAUUGA